CUGAGUUGCUAGGAUUACAGGCAUGAGCCACUGAAGCCAGGCAAUACUAAGAUAGUGUAACAACUGAAGGUAGCAACUGGAUCCCAGCUUUGGUGAUGAGCUUGUUUGUGAAGCUGCCAUUACAAAACUACAGGUCCCAUAAUGCCUUUCACAAACACACGCCUAAGAAAUACUCUGUGUGACAGAAGCUUGUUACCUAUAGGUUUCUUGGAUAAGUUAAAUAAAGUAUAACAAAUAGCCCCACCCUCAAGCAAGCUUCAAGACUGGAGGUGGAGCCGGAAUUUACCUUUGUACUUCUGGCAACUCAGGCUUGGUGUGGUGACUGGCAGGGAGGGUUCAGAACUGACUGCCAUCCAGACUGCUCAGAGCUCCAAUCAGGUUUGAAUCCAGAAUCCUUUUGGCCCUUUUAUCCACCUCUUUCUGUUAUUUUUUAUUUUCCUCUAGAUCUUCCCUUAGACUGCUGCUUCAUGAUUCCUCCUUUUUCUGGAUCCCUAUAGUAGACAUAAGGCUUUUACCACCCAACUACAAACAGGGCAAAAGUCCACUUCUAAAGGUUCCUUUGAAAUACCCAGCACUAUUUCCUGACAAGCAAGAAAUGGAUAGCCCCAGGGUAUUAGCACCUAAGGGUAGCGGUUAAGGAUAGAGCCAGAUGAGAUAGAAUCGGUUGAGAGAUGUGAAGCCUUACUUUUACUGCCCUGCCUUCUAUAGGUCUUAAGCCAUCAUGAGCUCUCUGCCUCUGAGGCUUACAGAAGAAUUUACUCCAAGUCCUGGAGAGUCUGAACUGGCUGUGAACCCCUUUGAUGGUCUCCCCUUCUCUUCCCGCUACUAUGAGAUCCUUGAGCAGCGCAGAGCCUUGCCCAUUUGGGCUGCUCGCUUCAUCUUCUUGGAGCAUUUGGAGAGUAGCCCCAAUGGAGUGGUGCUGGUAUCUGGAGAGCCUGGCUCUGGCAAGAGCACUCAGAUUCCCCAGUGGUGUGCAGAGUUUGCUCUGGCCAGAGGAUUCCAGAAGGGUCAAGUUACUGUUACUCAACCUUACCCACUGGCAGCCCUGAGCCUGGCUUUUCGGGUUGCUGAUGAGAUGGACCUGACCCUGGGUCAUGAGGUUGGAUAUAGCAUCCCUCAGGAGGACUGCACAGGGCCCAACACCAUGCUCAGGUUCUGCUGGGACAGACUGCUUCUGCAGGAGGUGGCUUCCACCCGGGGCACUGGAGACUGGGGUGUGCUAGUGCUGGAUGAAGCCCAGGAACGAUCAGUGGCCUCAGAUUUACUCCAGGGGCUGCUGCGAGAUGCCAAACUGGGAAACCUUCCAGGAGAUCCUAGACUGGUUGUGCUUACGGACCCAGCCCUUGAACCUAAGCUCCAAGACUUCUGGGGCAAUCCACCCAUUGUGCAUGUACCCAGAAAGCCUGGUGUGAGUCCUGUCAUCCCUGUCUACAGGGACGCUGUCCCUAUUGAUCGAGUGGAAGCUGCAUGCCAAGCUGUGCUUGAGUUGUGUCAGAAGGGGGCUCCAGGAGAUGUGCUAGUGUACCUGCCCAGUGAGGAGGAAAUUUCCCUGUGCUGUGAAUCCCUGUCCAAGGAGGUGGGGACCCUCACUCUCCCAGGGCCUCCACCACGAGUGCUACCCCUUCACCCAGGCUGUGAUCAAGCUGUUCAGGCUGUGUAUGAAGACAUAGACAUGGGUGCCCAGAAGGUCGUGGUCACUCACUGGCUGGCAGACUUCUCUUUCUCCCUCCCUUCCAUUGGACACGUCAUUGAUUCAGGACUGGAGCUUCGCAGUGUUUAUAAUCCUCGAAUCCGAGCUGAAUCUCAAGUCUUAAGACCAAUUAGCAAGUGCCAGGCAGAGGCACGAAGACUGCGGGCAAGAAGGUUCCCACCAGGAUCUUGCCUCUGCCUAUAUCCUAAGUCCAUCUUAGAACUAGAGGCUCCCCCCCUGCCCCACCCCAGAGUUUGUGAAGAGAAUCUGAGCCCUCUGGUGUUACUACUAAAGAGAAGACAGAUUGCAGAGCCAGGGCAGUGUCACUUCCUGGACCGGCCUGCUCCAGAAGCAUUGAUGCAGGCCCUGGAAGACUUAGACUAUCUGGCAGCCCUAGAUGAUGAUGGAAAUCUGUCAGACCUGGGAAUCAUCCUAUCCGAGUUCCCCCUACCCCCUGAGCUGUCCAAAGCUCUGCUGGCCUCAUGCGAGUUUGAUUGCGUGGAUGAGAUGCUCACCCUUGCCGCCAUGCUCACUGCUGCCUCUGGGUUUACUCAUCCUCCACUCUGUGCAGAAGAAGCUGCCCUGCGUAGGGCCCUGGAACAUGCUGAUGGUGACCACAGUUCUCUGAUUCAGGUUUACGAAGCUUUCAUACAAAGUGGAGCAGAUGAGGCUUGGUGCCAGGCUCGGGGUCUAAACUGGGCAUCAUUGUGCCAUGCCCGUAAACUUCGAGGAGAGCUCUUAGAACUCAUGCAACGAAUUGAACUUCCAUUGUCACAACCAGCCUUUGGGUCUGAGCAGAAUCGCAGAAACCUCCAAAAAGCACUGCUGUCAGGAUACUUCCUCAAGGUGGCCCGAGACACAGAUGGAACUGGAAAUUACCUGCUCCUAACCCACAAGCAUGUGGCCCAGCUCUCUUCAUACUGCUGCUACCGAAACCGCCGGGCUCCAGCCAGACCACCACCAUGGGUGCUGUACCACAGUUUCUCCAUAUCCAAAGACAACUGCCUUUCCAUUGUUUCUGAGAUUCAACCUCAGAUGCUGGUGGAGUUGGCCCCUCCAUACUUCCUGAGCAACUUGCCUCCCAGUGAGAGCAGAGACCUACUAAACCAGUUAAGGGAAGGAAUGGAUGCAUCAGCAGCAGAGAGUGAAUCAUCCUCCCCACAAGAGUACAGAGAUGCUUGUGUCUUGCAGUGAUCACCUGCCUAAAGAAUGGAACUGAAGUUGGAGAUGUGCUCAGUGGUAGAGUGCCAAUCUAACAAGCUUGAGGGCCUGAAUGUAAAUCUGAGUACUGAAGAAAACAAAAACAGAUUUCAGCUCUUCUAGUGGCAUUAAGCAGCCCAGCAGUUUUAGAAGCACAAAAUUUAAGGUCAAAUGUAAAUUCCAGAUCCUCAAUCCCAAGAUAUGGUGAACUAGGAGAGGAGAAAAUGGGGUAAACAAGUAUCUAGGAAAGAAUCGUUUCCUUAGUUUUCCUCUUUGGCAUAGGAAUAAAAUGUUCCACUUUGCCAUUUUAUGCUAAA
Messenger RNA from Dipodomys ordii (Ord's kangaroo rat), 3207 nucleotides. RefSeq names its product DEAQ box RNA-dependent ATPase 1 (gene Dqx1). The record is from RefSeq and is a predicted model, not a curated record. NCBI's taxonomy places the organism in Eukaryota, Metazoa, Chordata, Mammalia, Rodentia, Heteromyidae. Gene Ontology annotation, cellular component: spliceosomal complex; intracellular anatomical structure. The transcript is spliced from 11 exons. Gene Ontology annotation, molecular function: RNA binding. The coding region runs from base 722 to 2884 and encodes 720 amino acids.